This is a messenger RNA of Amborella trichopoda, 1619 nucleotides long. The record is from RefSeq and is a predicted model, not a curated record. Lineage: Eukaryota; Viridiplantae; Streptophyta; Magnoliopsida; Amborellales; Amborellaceae.
UAAUCUGUCUCGAUCUCUUCAAGAAUUGGGUUGAUCUCUCUCUCUGUGUCUCAAUCUCAAUGGCCUCACUCCAUUCUGUCCCAAAAUGGAUGCCGAGCUCGAGCCCAACACAAUCCACAAACCCUCUCCUCAGCCACCCUCCCUUCCAACAAGAAUCCGAAGACCACAUCUCUCUUGAUGAAAUUACUCCGAAACCAUUGCAAAGAAACCCGAGCCUAAAAAUCUCUGACAUUGAUGAAAAUGCAUCGGGCACCAGCAAGCGCUUCUUCCACCUCCAUGCACCAGCUCUCCAACCAGGCAAUAUUCGCUCCGAGCCCACUUCUGGGAGGAGUGUCGAAAUGGGCAGGACCCAGCACAAGUCGGUUCAAGUGGAUAUGGAUCCACUUGGCUCGGCUGGUUCCGGUGUGUCACUAACGUGGACCAACCUAUGUGUCAUGGCUGAUGGGAAAGAGGGUGGAAGCACAAUUUUAAGGGGGCUCAAUGGGUGCGCCCAACCAGGCGAAUUUUUGGCUAUCAUGGGUCCAUCAGGCUGUGGAAAGUCGACCCUUCUCAAUGCACUUGCUGGGAGGUUAAAUUCUAAUGUAGUGCAUAUCAACGGUCGUAAACAAGCCCUGGCAUAUGGAACCUCGGCUUAUGCGACCCAGGAUGAUACACUCAUGAGCACUCUAACAGUAUGGGAAGCGGUGUACUACUCAGCCCAGCUCCGAUUGCCAAGCUCCAUGUCGAGCUCUCAAAAGAUAGAGGGGGCUGAGAUAACCAUUCAAGAGAUGGGUUUACAAGAUGCAAUACACACAAGGAUUGGGGCCUGGGGGGUUAAGGGACUCAGCGGUGGCCAAAAGAGAAGAGUGAGCAUUUGCAUUGAGAUCCUCACGAGACCUAGCCUUCUCUUUCUUGAUGAGCCCACUAGUGGGCUCGACAGUGCUGCGUCUUACCAUGUCAUGACUCGAAUUGCCCGUUUGGCCCUGCAUGAUGAUCGAACUGUGGUUGCUUCGAUACACCAGCCUAGUGCUGAGGUCUUCGGCCUCUUCAACACACUAUGCCUCCUCUCCGGUGGGAAGACACUGCAUUUUGGCCGGGCUUCCGAAGCCAAUGCCGUUUUUACACUCAAUGGCUUCCCUUGCCCUUCAUUGAGAAACCCCUCGGAUCAUUUCCUCCACACCAUUAACACCGAUUUUGACAAGGAUAUUGAGCAAGGUUCCGAUGCCGAGGCAACAGAAGCUGCUAAGGCGAUUGAUAUCUUAGUCAACUCUUACAAUUCCACCAUUGCAAACCAAGUCUUUGCUCAUGUAGCUGAUAUCUCCAAGAGGGAGGGAGAAGCAUUGACAAAGAAAGGGAGCCAAGCAAGCUUCUUUACACAAGCGUCCGCCUUAACAAGAAGAUCUUUUGUGAAUAUGUAUAGGGAUUUCGGUUACUACCGGUUGCGCCUAGCAAUCUACAUUGCGUUGUGCCUGUGCAUAGGUACCAUCUUCUUUGACAUUUGCCACAGCUUUGGCUCUAUUCAGGCAAGAGGGUCCAUGCUCAUGUUUGUUGCAGCAUUCUUGACGUUCAUGGCGAUUGGAGGCUUCCCCUCCUUUGUGGAGGACAUGAAGGUCCCUUUUAAUUACUAUAUUUUCAUAUAG